Molecule: messenger RNA, 738 nt
Organism: Closterium sp. Naga37s-1
Lineage: Eukaryota; Viridiplantae; Streptophyta; Zygnematophyceae; Desmidiales; Closteriaceae
Source: the annotation of a GenBank genome assembly
AUGAGUGGUCGUCGUCUCCGCCACGUCAACGCCGAGCGUAAACUGAAGGAUUGGCGGCACGAGGCGCGGGAACGACAGCUGGAAAAGACGGCGCAGGACUAUUUGAAGCGACUCGCGAAGGAGAAGAAGAAGCGGCGCGAGGAGGUGGUCGAUCUGGGCGCGGUGCGCAAGGCCAGCCACGCCGCCAUGGCGAGAGUCGCUGAUGCGGUGAAGAGCGGUAUGGAGCGGCAUGGUCUGGAUAAGGGGAAGCGGAAGCUGAGCGCGGAGGAGGAGGGAGAAGAGGAGGCGGAGCGGGCGCAGCAGGCGAAGCGCGGAAAACUACUAGGCAUGCUGGAGGAUAUUGAGGAGGGGGAGGACGACGAGGAGGAGGAUGAGGAGGAAGGGGAAGAGGAGGAGGAGGAAGAGGAGGACGAAGAGGAGGAAGACGAGGAGCAUGAGGAGGGAGAGGAGGGCACAGAAAAGGGAGGGGAGGAGGGGAGUGGGAGUGGUUCGAAGGAGGGGAGCGAGGCGAGUGGGGGUGCAGGGAGUGCGGGCAGUGCGGGCAAGGCACCUCUGGGGUUGGAGCGGCUGAAGCAGGAGCUGCAGCAGAGGGGGCUCAAGUGCGGCGGCACCUUGAGCGAGCGAGCAGCGCGGCUCUUCCUUCUCGCCAGCACGCCUCUGGACCAGUUAGACCCCAAACACCUGGUUGGGGGGGCUGCUGGAGGUGGUAAAGGCCGCAAGGGCAAGGGCAAGCUGUGA